Messenger RNA from Esox lucius (northern pike), 1663 nucleotides. RefSeq names its product ammonium transporter 1 member 3. Gene Ontology annotation, molecular function: ammonium channel activity. Gene Ontology annotation, cellular component: membrane. The record is from RefSeq and is a predicted model, not a curated record. Gene Ontology annotation, biological process: ammonium homeostasis; ammonium transmembrane transport. Lineage: Eukaryota; Metazoa; Chordata; Actinopteri; Esociformes; Esocidae. Bases 127 to 1371 code for a protein of 414 amino acids. The transcript is spliced from 10 exons.
AGAACUCCUGAUUAUCGCUGUAACUUAUAUUUUUGUUUAGCAACUUGGUUUUUGUAUUUUAUAGUUAUCUACGUUUGCGCCAAAGCAUGUGAUUGUUCUGGUAUUGGUGCUGCUAACCGACAGAUAAUGACACAGACAAAUAUGUCUGUAGACAUGUCUUUCGCAGACUCCAUAGCGAUUCAUGAUGCAUUCAUCCUUCUUUGCAGCUUAUUUGCGCUGUGCUUUAAGUUUGGUUUUGCCUUAGUGGAGGCAGGCAAGACCGAUCCAAAAAACCACGCCAACGUUAUCAUGAAAAAUGUAGCAGAUACAUUUAUCACCUUGGUUGCCUUCUUUACACACGGAUAUGCGUUCGCCUUUGGGGGGGGCAAUUCUUUCAUUGGAUUGCAAUACUUUCUCAUUCUGGACAAGACAAACGUGGUGCACUUCUUCUUCAACUAUGUUCGCUGUGCCGUGGCUACUACUCUGGCACUUGGGGCUGUCAACGAACGGACAGAACCAAUCGGCUACCUCAUAGCUGCAUAUGUUUUCUCAGGACUAAUCUACCCUCUGGCCUGUCAUUGGAUCUGGGACCAGCAAGGCAUCUUCAGUCCAACCUCCACCUCCAGUCCAGCACAGGACCAUGCAGGUAGCGGGGUCAUCUUCCUACUGGGUGGAGCAACUGCAGCAGUUUCACUGUACAUUAUAGGGCCCCGGGACGGUCGCUGGAGCUCCCAUUUCAAACGGAAAGCGCACGUUCAGUCAAUGGUGGUGCUUGGGGGAGGCCUUCAAAUGCUGGGCUUCUUCGGCCUGGCGAUGGGCGCUCACCCCCGUCUGCUGGGCGCUGAGGGGGGCCAGCUGCUGGGGCGGGCCGUCGUCAACCUGCUGCACAGCGCUUCAUCUGGAGGACUUUACGGACUGAUUCUCCAACGCUUCGACAAGAACUACUAUGAUCUGGACAGCAUGUCCUCUGGGGCCAUUGCUGGAAUGGUGGCGGUGGGUGCCGGGUUGGACACGUACACGCCGGGUUUGGCGGUGAUGUGUGGGGUCACAGCUUCUCUCUUCUUUUUUGCCGUGCGCCGCUUAUUAUGUGCCAUAAAGGUGGACGACUCCCUAAACAUAAUCCCAGGAUAUUUGGUUCCAGGAGCCUGGGGUUUGAUCUAUGCCGGUUUUUUCUCUGACGGUGGGCUUAUUGGUGGACAUCCCCAGGUGUUGACCAACAAUUUAAUUGUGAUGCUAGUAUUACUUCUCUGGGCUGUGGUUAUGUACCCUGUCCUCUCAAUGCUCAUGUGUUUCGGACUGCUGCGCGUCCCCCAGUUCGUAGAGAAACAAGGAAUUGACAAGAUCAGACACACAUUAAGACAACCUAACACUGCCACGAUGUCACUGAACUGACCAAUCCAGAGACAAAACCUUUAAUGGAGACAAAUUUAAAAAAUCCUCAAUAAAAAAAUGUUUGCCAGCAAGCUUAUUUGUUUGAAGAGCCCUUAUUUCUUUGCACCAUAUUGAGACACUGAGAUUGAUAAUAUUUACAAAGUCAAACUUUUUAUUGUAUGAAUCACAAAUGUCUGAAUAAAAUAAACACAACACAAAUAUUCCCCAUGUUUCUAAGUGGCAUUUAUUUGUGGGGGACUUAUGAGGUUGUCGUUUGAGAGUACAACGGUCAAAAAUGCAAAUAUUAAAUGCA